AUGAUGCGAGUUAUCGUGGUAGGAAUAACUGAUCAUGUUACUUUCACGCACGGAAAGAGGAAUACGCACUUCAUUGUCCGCUUAAAGUCAAAUAAUCAAGAAUGGUGUGUAUGCAGAACUUAUGCAGAAUUUCAUGCUAUCUACUUGAAAUUAAAACAAUCGUAUGACUGCACUGGACUACAGUUACCAGCGAAUAAUUUUCUGACCAAACUGGACAUCGUUUUUUCAACAAACAGACGUAAAGCCGUGCAUAAUUUUGUUAACAAGCUUGUUUCACCUGCUAACAGCUAUAUGAAGAAUGAAGAUGUACAAACUUUUUUGGAUUUGCAUAAAGUUGAGGAAUUGCGGAAAGAAACGUUAUCAAAAGAAACUGAUUUAAUUGAUCUAGGACGAACUGAAGAUAAAAGAGCGUCUUUAAAUGAUUUCGAAAUAGUGAAGACUAUUGGUGAAGGGAAUUUUGGCAAGGUAUACCUAGCUAUUUCACGUAAAACCAAUGAAGCAUUAGCUAUAAAAGUGUUGAAGAAAGAUGCAGUUAAACAACGCAAAGAGGUUGAUAAUGUAAUGUCUGAACGUAACGUUCUAGUCAAAUCAUUAAAUCAUCCAUUUCUGUGUAAAUUACACUUUUCAUUUCAAAGUACAAAUAAAUUAUACUUUGUCCUUGACUAUAUCAAUGGUGGUGAGUUAUUUUAUCACAUUCAGCGCGAACGAACGUUUGCUGAACCACGGGCUAGAUUUUACGCUGCACAGAUAGCCUCUGCUCUAGGUUAUUUGCAUUCAGAAAAUAUAAUAUAUCGUGAUUUAAAGCCUGAAAAUAUACUGCUUGACAGUAAGGGAUAUGCCAUACUGACAGAUUUUGGUCUGUGCAAACAGAAUGUUGAUAAUCAGUCUACCACAUUGACAUUUUGUGGUACUCCUGAGUAUCUAGCUCCAGAGAUUCUGCGCAAGCAACCGUACGAUUUUGCUGUCGAUUGGUGGUGUUUAGGUUGUGUCAUUUAUGAAAUGUUACAUGGUUUACCACCAUUCUAUUCUGAAAAUCGCGUUCAAAUGUAUCGUUAUAUUUUGGAAAAAUCGCUUAAAAUACGCAAUAGUGUUACCCCAGCUACUCAAGAUAUUUUAAUUAGAUUACUUCAAAAAGAUAAAAACAACAGACUUGGGAGUAAAACUGAUUUCGAAGAGAUUAGCAGACAUCGAUUCUUCAAGGACAUGGAUUGGGUCAAACUUCUUGAUCGUAAAUUACCUGCUCCAUUUUUGCCUUCUGUUACUUCAUCAACUGACACUCGGCAUAUUUCGCCAGAAUUCGUGAAUUCACCUGUCCCAAAUUCCCUCAUCUUCUCCGUCAUGAAGGCGAAAAAUUUACGUGGCUCGAGUUCACCGGACAAAACAUUUUCUGGAUUUUCUUAUAUUCCUACGAAAAAUACUGAUUGUUGA
Messenger RNA from Trichobilharzia regenti, 1428 nucleotides. The record is from the annotation of a GenBank genome assembly. Lineage: Eukaryota; Metazoa; Platyhelminthes; Trematoda; Strigeidida; Schistosomatidae.